Messenger RNA from Sycon ciliatum, 1399 nucleotides. RefSeq lists its product as uncharacterized. The transcript has 2 exons. Lineage: Eukaryota; Metazoa; Porifera; Calcarea; Leucosolenida; Sycettidae. Bases 177 to 506 code for a protein of 109 amino acids. The record is from RefSeq and is a predicted model, not a curated record.
ACUACAGUCAUCCGUAAAGAUCACGCACUACCUACAACUACAAGACUGCAAAGUCUGCAAUACUGUUGAAGUAGCAGUAUGACUGUCACAACGCACAACUGCUCAGUUCGGGCCGGAAGAUCAUACUUUUAGUUGACGUCUAGUACCAUCUGCGUCUGGUUGUCGACAUAGGGGAAAUGGCUAGCUCGGUAGGUGCUGACUUGUACAAACAACUCUCUCCCGACGAUGUGGACGUGGAACAAGAAUUUUGGUACCACACGGUUCUGGCACUGGCUCGCUACGGGUUCAUUAGCGACGGCUUGGCGCAGUAUGUCAGCGAUGUGUUGAGCAAUAACCGAGAAGCCAGAAGACAGGCCGGUGAACAGUCCUCCCGGCCCGCAACUCCAUCGGAUGCAUCGCUGUUCGUGGCCAUCAUGGAGCACUACCGGCCAUAUGCCAUUACACCGUUCCCCACUUCUUCUCCACCUGCCAGUGUGAUGGGUCACGUUGAGAGGCGUUCAACCUGAGUUAGCACUUGACUGAGGACUGACCGGCAAUGCAUGUAUGCGCUACAAGCUAGCCCGAGCAUCUGCACUCGUUUCUGCACAACCAGAAAUAUGUGCCUGUAAAAGAGACUCAGACGUGUGUGGAAGGUAUUUAAUCUGGCCCACUCCGUUGCGUUGGCUAAGCGCUUCAUGUCUUGCUGCACCUGAGUUGUCAAUUUGAACUUCAACGACUGUCAUGCAGUCGAUUUCUCCCUCUACCUUAUGCUGCAUCCUCUGCCUUAUGAUGCAUAUCCAUAGCACACAGUUACGUGGGCAUGCAUAGCGACCCACAACAGUCAGGUACAUAGCCGCAUCUCGUUGAAGUAUAAGGCAGGCUGCAGCAGUAUCAGGCCGACCUACACGUGUCCGAGUGGUUAUUAUUAUUAUUAUUUAGAUUUUGAAUAGGGCAAUCCCCACAGGCCUAAGGCCUUUUUACAGGGUUGCAUGUGGAGCAGAUAUAGUUAUAGUGAUAGAUAUAGUUAUAGUUUAAAAUAUAGUGUAGUUCUAAGUUCGUGUAAUUCUCAAGUAUUUUAAAAAAACUAUAAUAAUUAUGCCGGAUGCCAUGCAGUGCCAGUGGUGGCAACAACUGACUUACUCGUGUACAUAGAAUCUGAGGACCUUAGUUGGACAACUGUGUAGAAUCUGAAGUGAUUGUACGAACAUGCAUGCUCUGCUCCUAAACUUCUCAUUCAUGCCUGCUCCGCGCUAGCUGGGGAUAACUUCAAAAACAAUUUUAAACAGCAUACGCGUGCGGCUGUGUCACAGUUUGAUCAUUUUCAAACCGUAUUUCAGGUCUCUUUUCUGGCCAAGGAUCAUUGAAUUCACAAACCUUAGCUAAUUGACUAAUUCAGUGUAUGGUUUCAAUGUUUACAUCG